AAGACGCAAUUAUAUUAUGGCAUUUCACCUUUCCUUUUACGUUGCUCCUCUUUUCCAAAAGCACCCAUCUAUAUAAAGAUUGGAAGGGCACAAAAACCAGAAGCUUUCUCUCUCCUCUCCUGAUUGCUCUGUACUCCAAAUGCACUACUGUAAGUUAAUUCUCUAUCCCUUCAAAAAAUAUCUGCUGAACUUCUCCUCCACAUACUGUUUCUAGCGCAUUAUUCAGAGAGAGAGAGAGAGAGAGAGAGCAAAACGAAGCAAACCCAUUUUGCCAAAACUAGCAUAUUUCAGAGAGAAUGGGAGGUUCCAAAACCCGGCCACCAGGUCCACCUUCAUUCGGCUCCAUUUUCCUGCUAUUUCUCACUCUGUCAUGGGUUUUCCCACCCACCCAUUUUGUCUCAGCAGUCCCACCUCCCCAGCAACCCAUCAAAACCAUUGUGGUUUUGGUUAUGGAGAACAGGUCCUUUGACCACAUGCUCGGAUGGAUGAAAAAAGCCAUUAACCCAUUAAUCAAUGGAGUCACAGGAGAAGAAUGCAAUCCAGUAUCCACCAACCAGACAGACCCAGACUCCAUUUGCUUCUCGGACGAUGCUGAUUUCGUGGAUCCGGAUCCUGAGCACUCCUUCGAAGCAGUGGCGCAGCAGGUUUUUGGCUCUGGCUCUAUUCCUUCCAUGACUGGUUUUGUGGAACAAGCACUCUCAGUGUCCCCAAACCUCUCCGAAACUGUCAUGAAAGGCUUUAGACCUGAAUCUGUGCCGGUCUACGCGGCUUUGGUUCGUGAAUUUGCGGUCUUUGAUAGGUGGUUCUCUGCAAUUCCCGGCCCGACCCAACCCAAUAGGCUGUUUGUGUAUUCUGCAACUUCUCAUGGUUCAACAAGCCACAUUACGAAGAAACUGGCUUUCGGGUAUCCACAAAAAACCAUUUUUGACUCACUUCAUGAGAAUGGUAUGAACUUUGGGAUUUACUUCCAAAGCAUGCCCACAACUUUCUUUUACAGAAAUUUGAGGAAGUUGAAGUACAUAUUCAAGUUCCACCUCUUUGAUUCGAAGUUCAAGAAAGAUGCUUUAAAGGGUAAGCUUCCAAGCUUAACAGUUAUCGAGCCAAGGUAUUUCGAUACACUGGGAAUGCCUGCAAAUGAUGAUCACCCUUCUCAUGAUGUGGCUAAUGGGCAAAAAUUAGUUAAGGAGGUUUACGAGACAUUGAGAGCAAGUCCUCAGUGGAAUGAGACUCUAUUUGUGAUUACCUAUGAUGAGCAUGGUGGGUUCUAUGAUCAUGUCAAGACUCCUUAUAAUGAUGUUCCUAACCCAGAUGGGAACACAGGUCCUGCUCCAUAUUUCUUCAAGUUCGAUAGGCUUGGCGUUCGUGUGCCGACAAUUAUGGUCUCUCCUUGGAUCAAGAAAGGGACAGUAAUAAGUGACUCAAUAGGGCCUACUCCAAACUCCGAGUUCGAGCACUCUUCAAUCCCUGCAACCAUAAAGAAGAUGUUCAACCUCUCCUCUAACUUCUUGACUUAUAGGGAUGCAUGGGCUGGGACAUUUGAGCAGGUUGUUGGGGAAUUAACCUCUCCUAGAACCGAUUGCCCAGAGACUCUGCCAGAUGUGACACCUUUAAGGACCGCAGAAGCAAAGGAAGAUAGUAAGUUAUCCGAGUUUCAAAGUGAGGUAGUUCAACUAGCAGCCGUUCUUAAUGGCGACCACUUCUUGAGCAGCUUCCCAGAUGAAAUGAGCAGCAAAAUGAAUGUGAAAGAAGCACAUGAGUAUGUGGAGGGUGCUGUUGCAAGGUUCAUAAGAGCAAGCAAAGAAGCCAUCAUGUUAGGGGCAGAUGAAUGUACCAUUGUAGAUAUGAGAUCAUCUCUCACCACCAGAUCCUCCAUUCAUAAUUAAUAAAGUCAUCAUCCCUUUUUACUCAA
Juglans regia (Persian walnut) is the source of this 1909-nucleotide messenger RNA. Its product is annotated as non-specific phospholipase C6-like. The coding region runs from base 297 to 1883 and encodes 528 amino acids. Gene Ontology annotation, molecular function: hydrolase activity, acting on ester bonds. Gene Ontology annotation, biological process: phospholipid catabolic process. Lineage: Eukaryota; Viridiplantae; Streptophyta; Magnoliopsida; Fagales; Juglandaceae. The transcript is spliced from 3 exons. The record is from RefSeq and is a predicted model, not a curated record.